AUGAAUGUUAAUGUCCGUUCUGAUGUCCAACCCGAAUUGGUCGCAACAGGUGGCAAGGAGGUCCAUGCUGUUGAGUACGCAGUGGUCGUCAAGGAGCAGGUCGUGGACGGUAGUCGUAGAUGGUCACGUGGGGGCCUGCAUGCGUCGGCUGUUGAGAAGGUGCCCAUCGGUUCUGUAGGCGAUGCGCAUCCUGGGGCGCUCAUCACGGUAGGCGUGCAUCCGCAUGGCAGAGCAAGUGAGACCGAAGAGGGUAGGCGCGAGGACGCAGCCCAGCCUUACUCCAGCGGACACUGCGAACGCCUCGGAGAUUGCGCCUUAGUCCGUGACGUACGCCAACGUCCCACUAUAGAACUGACGUACCAUGUUCGCGAAUCGCUCGGGACAUCCAAACCUCUCCAUGAUUCUCCACAGUCCUCUGCAAUUCAGCAUGUCGAAGGCUUCCGUCAGAUCCAUGAAGGUGGUGUAGAGGGGAGUUCGCGUCUGCUGGCAUUUCUCUUGUAG
Spirometra erinaceieuropaei is the source of this 501-nucleotide messenger RNA. The record is from the annotation of a GenBank genome assembly. NCBI's taxonomy places the organism in Eukaryota, Metazoa, Platyhelminthes, Cestoda, Diphyllobothriidea, Diphyllobothriidae.